AUCUUACCGGAAGUACACAACACGCUGUGCUUUCUUUUCAUCGCCUGCUUAACAAAACUCAACUGAUGUCAUUGUAAAUAUGCGACCAGACGAACAUAAAAAGAAGAGAAGCACUCAAUAUAAAAAGAAGCAUGGUAUAAAUAAAGAUGACCAGUCGAAAGAUUCACGUCAACCGAAAUCAAAGAGUGCUGGUGGAAAGGGUAAAGUGAAAGUAGACCAGAGACUAGAAGGGAAAAAAUCCGAUUCUCACGCUGGUGCUGCAAAACCCACACAUUCGUCCUCUGGUAGUGAUAGCAGUGACAAUGACCAAGAAUCUGCACAAGUCCAUAAGACAUUCAAGCGUAGAGAAGUUGUCAGCAACUGGGCACGAUAUGAAAUACUUCCCCCGGACACGGAGACGACACAGAAAAAAGGAGAGGAUUUUGUCAACCUUUUAAAUACAGCUGGUGGCACCAGUUCUCAGUUUCGGUUCAAGGAAGAGGAGGACUGGGAAGAAGGAGAAAGUGUGUGUACAGAUGCAAAGCUGUUAACUAUAGACCCAUCUGAUCUGGCCGCCAGUUUCCAGUGUAUACCUCUGUACCACAGACUGGGGGUGGAUCAGGAUCUCUUUAGUGCUGAACAGAUACUGGAGAUGGAAGCUGAUGCCAAAGAGCACACGCUACAGUAUCAAAAUCUUAAGUUGGCGGAUGUAACACAGCCUCACAAUAAAAGUCCUCACACUUCGGACAUCAAACAGCAGGACAAUACAAGUCCUUGUAAAACAGACCAUACACAGCCUCAAGUUGACAAUGAUAAAGUACCAAGUGUGGUAGAUACAGUGAGGACAGGACCUGGACAGAAAAAAGAUGAACAUUUAGUUAAAUCUGAACCUGUCUGUCAUAGAUCUGCAGCUGCUGAAUCAAACCAAAAAGAUCCAUUAUGUAAUGUUGGUGCCUCUGUGAACACUACACCUGUGGUUAGAACACCUGUAAUUAACACACAUACUAAUACAGGUGAGACGACAGGAGGUGUGACCAGUAAUAACCUAGAAGAUGAUUUGGACUUUCUUCUGUCUCUUGACAAUCCUUCAGAUUCCACUGAUCUAGGGGAGACAACUCAGCAAAAUAGUAUCCAAGAUACAGUAAAAACCCCACCAGAUAAAACAGGGAUUACUACAACAAACAAAGAACUGAACAAAGAAACAGAAAAUUUGGAGGACUGGUUAGAUAGUGUCCUGGACUGAACAGAGGAAAUCAUCUGACCUCCCGUAACGAGUCUGUCCUCACAGGUCUGCCUGCUAAAGUCUGGGGAAAUCAUCUGACCUCCCAUGACAAGUCUGGGGAAAUCAUCCAACCUCCAAUGAUGAGUCUGCCGUGACAAGUCCAUCUGCUUUAAAAUGUCUGUCCAAACCAAACAAAGCAUAUUUAACAACAGAUGUCUGCUUUUACAUGUUGUCUAUGGCAAUGAUUGCUGAAUGUGUAAAACUAAAAUCUUGGCUUUGUUAAACAUGAAAAUACAAUAAAAUGUUUGUCCCCAUGA
This is a messenger RNA of Pecten maximus, 1518 nucleotides long. Its product is annotated as cell death regulator Aven-like. Gene Ontology annotation, biological process: negative regulation of G2/M transition of mitotic cell cycle. The record is from RefSeq and is a predicted model, not a curated record. The transcript has 6 exons. Bases 80 to 1222 code for a protein of 380 amino acids. Lineage: Eukaryota; Metazoa; Mollusca; Bivalvia; Pectinida; Pectinidae.